GCAACUCCGUACCCAGUUUAACCUCCGCAUUUUGCUCUUAUGUAGAAACGCAUUGUCGUCACUCUUUCCGCACAUUGAUAUUCCUCGGACUUCCUACACACCCGGCUCGUAUAUAAUGAACUUUUAACUUUGAACUUUUAUACGUGUAAAGGGGUUGAUUUAAGCAUCUAAUUACGAUGCCAAUUCGCGUCAAGUCGCGUCCCUUGGCGACCCCAGAUCGUGCUUUGUCACCUGUCUCUGUUCCUACAGAAGUUCCCCUCCCUGAUAUCGCACAUGAAGAUGUCUUCCGCGAUGUCGUUAAGAAGCUUUCCAUAUAUGUAACUGGGGUAGUUUAUUUGCCAAGUACCUUCGAACAACUAAGGACUACAUCGGCCGGUGACGAUCUACACGCCCUUGUUAACCAUCUUAGCACCCGUGUCACCAAUCCCGCAAUCGUAAAUGCUUUACUGGCACUAAGAUGGCAUUACGGUUCGAUAAGCGAUGGUCGAGGUAUCAGUGAAGCUCGUGCAAAUGCUUGCGAGAUUGUUGCCUGGAGGUUUUUAACUCGUCUAUCUGAGAGGGAAGCCGUCGAGUUUUGUCUUUACGAGAUCCCGGAUGGUAGCCAAGGAGAUACAUCCCUUACCGACGAGCCCGCAGAUGGUGGUGAGAGCAACGAGCGUAGCUCUCUACUGUACCGCCCUUCUAGGUCUCCCUCACCAGACCGCCGCUCGGACAAUCGGUUUGGGUCUACGAGACGAAGCCAAUUGUUUCAAUCAAUCUCGAAAUUGACUAUAAGUCGGCAUGCCACUGAGGUCGAAGAACCGGAAGAUGACCCUACUGAAUCUUUCACGCAUUUGAAUGGCUUAGAAAUAGCGGCGAUUGCUGAUGCAAAGAGGUUUCUUAGCCAGCACGUGGUGCAGAAGAUCAUUACAGGCAUUUGGAACGGCGAGAUUAUCUUCUGGGACCGUCUUUCAGUCCAUUCGGAGAAGAAACCUCGAUUUUACAAUCCUAGCACGGCCGACCCUUUCUCGCGACUUCGAGUACCCAAGUAUCUCAAAGCUUAUGAGGUUGCGUUCUUCGUUGGAUUUUUAAUGUUAUACUAUAGCGUAUUGAUCGAACAAAAUCGUUACGCCAUUACACCUCUAGAAAUACUACUCUACGUCUGGUUCGCCGCCUUCUUCUACGAUGAGGUCAGCGAAUACAUCGAUGCUGGGUCGAUUUUCUAUGCGGCAGAUAUCUGGAAUUUAUUUGAUAUGAUUAUGAUUGCCAUUGGAAUCGUCUUUGCAAUUUUGAGAUUCGUUGGCUUAUAUAAAGCUGAUUAUACCCUUGUGGAUAUUGGGUUUGAUGUCUUGUCGCUUGAGGCCCUCUUCAUGGUACCUAGAGUCUGCUCGAUAUUUAGCUUGUCCCCAUAUUGGGGUACUUUAAUACCUUGUCUUAAAGAGAUGGGGAAAGACUUCUUGAAAUUCAUGGUUCUAGUUAUCAUUGUAUAUGUCGGGUUUUUAACAACCUUUUCUCUCGUCGGGAGGGAGGCAUACUCAUUUUCGCACAUGGCCAUGAUCGUGACCAAGAUCUUUUUUGGGUCUAGUUACGUUGGGUUUGACAUUAUGGAGGAAAUCGACCCCAUCUUCGGACCUCCUCUCAUGUUGAUUUUUGUUACGCUAAGUUCCAUUUUACUUAUGGGUUCCCUGACGGGUAUGCUCAGUAAUAGUUUCUCGAGAGUAAUUACGCACGCCCGUGAAGAAUACCUCUAUGUCUACAGCGUAUACGUUCUUGAGGCAUCAACCAGCAACAGGCUCACGCAUUUCUACCCUCCAUUCAAUCUCCUCGCGCUGGGAAUAUUCAGGCCUCUACGUCUAUUCCUACCCUCAGAUGAUAAGUUCCGGCAAGCACGUAUCCUACUUCUCCGGGCAACGCACGCACCAAUCGUCGGAGCUAUUCAGGUCUACGAGUGGUUCACCAAUAAGGCUAACCACGACGGUUUCGACAACUUCCGCGGCCCACGACAGAAUUCUUUUAAACGAAAUGCCGCACCACCUGGUGGACUAGGGAGCAGACCACAAUCGGGAUAUCGACCGCGUAUUCCAACACCGCACGCUACUAGCGCGGAAGUGAUUCAUAAGCCGAGGCCUCAGCAACGAGUUAUUGAUGAUUAUGCUGGAGAAGCACCUAGCGAUGUGGAGGUUCGAAUCUCAGAGUUGGCAGCAAAGAUUGAUCGGCUUACUACUCUGGUUGUUGCGUUACAGUCCGGUGCCGGGGUCGAAACGGUCGAGACGGUCCAAACUUGACAAGUCUAUAGCAUACACAUUGCGUGUAGAAAACCUUGCUAAGAACCAUCCGCUAAAGACUCAGAAAUCGCCAAGGGGUGACGAAUAUUGUACAGAAUACGUAUACACUUUGUGUAUUAUGCCUAUAUGGCUUUUUGCACCACUACCCAGAACCACCAGCUGGUUUAAUGGGAUUUGCUUUUGCACCUUUCGAAAACAUAGCAUAGAGGACAUAUCACAUAAUGAGCAUAACGGGGUGUAUUAACCUAUUAUCUAUCCUGAGAGCAGUCCAAUUACUUGGCUUGAAUACAUACAUAUGUAACUAUGAAUCGUCCUCUCUUAUAGGGGCUCUAAUCAAUGAAUGUAUUCGAACUUCUAAUACUGAAAUUAGUGGGUAUCCGCGCCCUAACCGACUUCAUAAUAAUACGAUGCAUCAUCUCCACACCCCUUAAUAGGCAGCUUAUUAACGCUUCCACCUAUAAGACUCAGUAGCUCUUCCGAAAGCGGCAAUUUUCUU
This is a messenger RNA of Daldinia decipiens, 2760 nucleotides long. RefSeq lists its product as uncharacterized. Gene Ontology annotation, biological process: transmembrane transport; monoatomic ion transport. The transcript has 6 exons. The record is from RefSeq and is a predicted model, not a curated record. The coding region runs from base 177 to 2264 and encodes 695 amino acids. Gene Ontology annotation, cellular component: membrane. Gene Ontology annotation, molecular function: monoatomic ion channel activity. Lineage: Eukaryota; Fungi; Ascomycota; Sordariomycetes; Xylariales; Hypoxylaceae.